This is a messenger RNA of Fulvia fulva, 2526 nucleotides long. RefSeq names its product Mitochondrial escape protein 2. NCBI's taxonomy places the organism in Eukaryota, Fungi, Ascomycota, Dothideomycetes, Mycosphaerellales, Mycosphaerellaceae. Gene Ontology annotation, cellular component: mitochondrial inner membrane. Gene Ontology annotation, molecular function: RNA binding. The record is from RefSeq and is a predicted model, not a curated record. The coding region runs from base 1 to 2526 and encodes 841 amino acids. The transcript has a single exon.
AUGUUAUUGAGCAGUAAGCCUGCUGGGGCGCUCCUGCCGUUGCGACGGCCAUCACAUCCUUUACCAACAUCCCUGCCGUCGAAACGAUAUCUUGCUGGUGACACGGGAGACAACAAAUCCGGACACAUCACGACAACAUCGCAAGAAGGCAUCAUCUUCUUCAACAGCAUACUACCGCCGAACUUACAAUGGCUGUUCCGGUUGACGAGCACUCUUGGACGCAAGUCUCCCAAGUUGGCAGACGCGAGCAGUAAAGGCAUUUCUGGGGUGGUGAAUCCGGGCAAGGUCUUCUCAAAGGCCACGAAGGAAGCACAGUUAAGUAAUGUAGAGGUCGUGGAAGUACUGCCGCGCUUCAGUGAGGGCGGGGCGUUUUUGAAGUUCAACCACGAUGGAUCUGCCGACACGAAGACCAUAGCCGACGCCGUCAGGCAGUAUCUCAAGCAGAACAAAGCAAGGCCAUGGUGGAACCCAUUCACGCAUGUCAGAGCGAGUCUAGUCUUAGGCAAGCCAUGGGUAGAGGAUCUUUCGCGGCGAGCAUCGCAGCGUGUCAAAGUCGAGUUUUUGCCCACCGAACCGGGAGCAGAAGCUGCAGAACUCACGCAAGAACAGCUAUACAGCUUCUUUCGACAGUUCGGAAAAUUGUCUGAUAUCAUGGCACAGCCAUCGGAUUCAAAGGUUGUGCCACGAUUUGCGUACCUAGACUUUGCUCAUCAUCAGAAAGCCAUCAUGGCUAAGAACUGCAUGCAUGGAUAUACUGUUUCAGAUGCAGAAGGUGGUGGCAAGUCAGGCACGGUCCUUCGUCUGACCUACGAAAAGAAGCAACGCUGGAAGUGGUUCAGUGACUGGAUGGUCAAUCACCCCCGGAUUGUGAUACCAUUGCUUGCGGCAUUGGUCGCUGGAUUAUCGGUCGUGAUAUUCGACCCAAUCCGAACACUUUCUAUCAAGGCACACAUAACGAGGGCUUUUCACAUUGAGGACAACUUCGUCUUUAGAUGGUUCAGACAACAGGGUGAAGACCUUAUCAACCGCGUCAAGUCAUUUGGCAGAGAUGAGGAAGUUGUGGAUGGUGGCAUGCAGGUCGUAUGGGAAGAUCGACAAGAUGAGAUUCAGCAGAUCCAGUCGUGGCUCAUGGAGUCUGCUGACACUUUCAUCGUAGUACAAGGACCGCGAGGCAGCGGGAAACGCGAGCUUGUCAUCGAACAUGCUUUACAGCACAAGCGAGAGGCCCACAGAGUCCUGGUCGUCGAUUGUAAACCUGUUCAGGAGGCUCGUGGCGACGCUGCGACUAUAGCUUCUGCCGCAAACCAAGUUGGCUACAGCCCAGUUUUCUCGUGGAUCAACAACAUCAGCGGCCUCAUGGACCUGGCAGCUCAGGGUAUGACCGGAACCAAAGCCGGCUUCUCGGAGACACUGGAGAAUCAGCUCGUGAAGAUCUUCGCUAAGACCUCCGCGGCGCUCAAAAGCAUCGCUCUUGACGGACGUAAGAAGGACCACAAAGACGCGAAGCCUGGUGACGACGAGUUCUUGGAACAACAUCCUGAGAGGAGACCUGUUGUGGUCAUUGACAACUUUCUCCACAAGAGCAGCGAGGAGGGAGCUACUUUGGUUUAUGACAAACUCGCGGAAUGGGCUGCGCAGCUGACCUCCUCCAACAUUGCUCAUGUAAUUUUCCUCACCACGGAUGUCUCUUUCAGCAAGUCACUGAGCAAGGCGCUUCCGGAUCGCGUUUUCCGCCAGAUAUCGCUUGGCGACUGCUCGCCUGAAGUCGCAAAGCGAUACGUGAUACAGCACCUGGACUUCGACGCAAAACCUGUCAAGGUCACGAACAAAGAUGGCGAGGAAGAAGUCAAAAUACUCCCCCCAAGCCAGAAGCGCGAAGACCUGCAAGAGCUUGAUGAUGUUAUUGGCUACUUGGGCGGACGACUCACCGAUCUCGAGUUUUUUGCCAGGCGCAUCAAGGCUGGGGAGACCCCGACAAAAGCUGUGCGUGAGAUUGUUGAUCAAUCUGCCUCGGAGAUCCUAAAAAUGUACCUUCUGCUCGGCAGUGACUCUCGCGAAUGGACAUCCGCUCAGGCGUGGACGCUCGUACGUGAUCUUGCGAAGCAUGAAGCACUGCGAUACAACGAGGUAUUGAUGGAGACUGCCUUUGGGUCUGGAGGUGACAAGGCCAUCCAGGCCCUCGAGCAAGCAGAGCUCAUCACCGUCCAGUCUGCCAACGGGAGGCCAUACAGUAUCAAGCCCGGAAAGCCAGUCUACCAGCCUGCCUUUCAGAGGCUUGUUAGCGACAACGUCCUCCGCGCCAAACUUGAGCUGUCUGUACUUGGAGAUGCAAUCGCUGCGGAGAACAAGUCCAUCGACAAGUAUGAGCAGGAACUGCAUCUACUUGCAAAGCUGCCGAAGCAACCGGUUGAGCUCUAUGAUCGCAUACAGUGGCUGCUUGGGAAGAUCAAGACUAGUCAAUCGAAGGUCGAAGUUUUCGAGAAAGAGAGCGGAGAUUUGAAGAAGAUCUUGCAGACCGAGUUUUAG